This is a messenger RNA of Closterium sp. NIES-65, 324 nucleotides long. Lineage: Eukaryota; Viridiplantae; Streptophyta; Zygnematophyceae; Desmidiales; Closteriaceae. The record is from the annotation of a GenBank genome assembly.
AUGCCUGGAUCAUCGAAAGCACCUACAACCUACAGUGGUCUCGGGACUUGGCGAGCCUGCGAAAUUCUGUCCCUCGAGGCUUCACAUUUCGGACAUGACAGGGAGCACACCGGCACUAGCUCUGGAUAUUUGAAAGAGAAAUGCCAUUGGUUUUGGAGUCCAUCAUGUACGCUGAAAAGGCGUUGCUCGCUUCUCAUCCAGAUCUUACCGCCGCAACUGUAUGGAUUCACUACCACUCCCACUCGCCCAGCUUUGACAGAGCAGAUUGCUGGGGUCCUCUGCACAGCAGUCUAUCGCGUUCCAGGGAUGACGCGACUCUACUAG